This is a messenger RNA of Ictalurus punctatus (channel catfish), 1858 nucleotides long. RefSeq names its product finTRIM family, member 14-like (gene ftr14l). NCBI's taxonomy places the organism in Eukaryota, Metazoa, Chordata, Actinopteri, Siluriformes, Ictaluridae. Bases 72 to 1562 code for a protein of 496 amino acids. The transcript is spliced from 6 exons. Gene Ontology annotation, molecular function: protein binding; zinc ion binding. The record is from RefSeq and is a predicted model, not a curated record.
CACACAACAGUUUCACUGAAACUACACCACACUCAGAGAUCUAGCCUGUGCAUUUCCAAGGAGAAAUCAAAAUGUCUCGACGCAGCAGUGUGACACACCAGAAUCAUUACAGCUCUCUCGGAAAGUCCCAGAGAUCUGAGUCCUAUGGAAAAUACAGCAACCCCAGAUCCGACAGCCGGAACAGCCAGCAAAAUGUACUCUGUGAUUUCUGCCUGGUGAAAAAGAUGAAGGCUGUGAAGUCCUGUCUUACAUGCCUGACCUCAUUGUGUGAGACUCAUCUGCAGGCUCACUAUGAGUACCCAGCACUGAUGAAGCACAAGUUGGUGGCAGCAACGGGGCAGCUGAAGGAAAAGAUCUGCGCCGAACAUGACAAACUACUGGAGGUCUUCUGCCGCUCUGAUCAGAUGUGUGUCUGUGUUCUGUGCAUCAUGGAUGAACACAAACAACACAACAUUGUUUCAGCUGCAGCUGAGAGGACAGAGAAACAGAAACAACUUAGUGCUAAACUGAUGACCUCUCAGCAGAAGAUUGAUGAGAGGGUGAAGAAGUGGCAAGAUCUGAUGCAGGCUACAGAAUCUCUAAAGCACUCAUCUCAGAGUGUGUUGGAGGAGAAUGAGAGAAUAUUCACCGAGUUGAUGCAAGCUCUCGAGAGGAGGUACACUGAUGUGAAGGAGAUGAUCCGAGCCCAAGAAACAGCCCUGAUGACUCAGGCUGAGAGACACCUGAGUCAAAUGGAGGAAGAAAUCACGUUAUUGAGGAUGAAACACAAUGACCUGGAGAGGCUUUCUCACUCUGAAGAUCACAUACAUUUCUUACAGAGCUGGCAGUCUCUUUCUGCACCUUCAGGAUAUGAGGACUUGUCCAAAGUGACACUGGCCCCACUUCAUUCUUUUGAUAAAGUUAAGAAAGCCAUCUCUGAGCUUAAGGUGCAGGUAGAAGAUGUAAGCAAAGGAGAACUGAACAAGAUCUCAUCUGCAGCAAGAGAAGUAAAAAUUUUGCAGAUUCUGGAUCCAAAAACGAGAGAGGAAUUUUUACAGUAUUACUGUCAGCUUUCUCUGGAUCCUCUAACAGCUCACCCAAACCUUCACCUGUCCAAGGGAAACACAGUGGUGAAGAUGGGCAGUGAACCCAACUCAUACCCUGAGCAUCCAGAGAGAUUCGACUACUGGCAGCAGGUGCUGUGCAGGGAGGGUAUGACUGGCAGCCGAUACUACUGGGAGAUUGAAUGGAGUGGUACAGAAGUGGACAUAGCUGUAACUUACAAGGAAGCAAGCAGGAAGGGCAGUGACAAUGUUUGCAGCUUUGGCUGGAAUGACAAAUCCUGGAGUCUGUACUGCUCUGAGUCUAAGUGCACCUUCAUGCACCACAGUAAACGUACAUCCAUACCAGUGCCCAUUUCUUCAAAAAUAGGAGUGUAUGUAGACCACAAGGCUGCAACACUGGCAUUUUAUAGUGUCUCAGACACAAUGACUCUCCUCCACAGAGUACAUACCUCAUUCAUUCAGCCACUCUAUGCAGGGUUUGGAGUCUGGGGUUAUGGAAGUACUGUAAAGAUACUGUAAAAAUGUUUUAUAUAUUUAAAUACACUGAGAAUAUUUUAUGAAAGUCUUUAAAUUGUUCAGUGUAAAACCUUCUCAUUCAAAGGACAUGCCUAUUUUAGCUGUGUCAUCUUAUAGUUUUAACUACUGUCUUUCAGUUGUAGGACUAACUUGAAAGUAAUAGGGAGAAAUGACUAAACAACUAAAGGAAUGAAGAUACCACAACUACUACACAAAAACCACUAGAUGGUGAUAUUCUAUUACUUUGUUAAUGAUUUUAAACACCAAAAUUAAGUUCAAAUAAAUUAUUGCAUUUCUGA